UAGAUUACUGGAUACAGAACCUCGAGGAGGAAAGAGAAGACGAAAGAGUGCAAUUUCACUUAAAUGUUGUUUUUUUCCUGAAGGAUAUCACGAUGUUGGAACAGUUGGGUUACUUUGUGUUGGAAGCGCCUUGAAUCGUAGACUUUUUGGUUCUCUUUCCGCGUGGGAAAGAGCUCGGCAGUUUACAAUUGCUGGGCUAGUGGUUCUUCAGAGUUGAAGAACAACAACCGCUUCCUUUACUACUUUGCCCUGUGACAGCCGAUUCAAUUGACGGAUAUCACUACCAUGCCAGGCUUCGUCCAUUUUUACUUUGAUGAUUUCAGAGUCCAACUCAAGCGGUAUGGUGUGAAUUUCAGCUAUCAGCCCAAUACAUGGGGCUUGCUGUAACCGAAUUUACAACGUUGUUAUUGCUGAAGGGACCACAGUGACAGACUUUAAUUUGUAUGCUAGCUGACGUUAAUGUGUUAGCAAGGAGAGUUGGGACGACGGGAUACAAAAGCAAACCUACGUCUCCUCUCCAGGAUACUGUGUAAUUGUAUGCAGUGUGGAAUAUCGUUAUGCCAAACAAGCAAGUUGAUGAGUAUUACUCCUGAGGUCGCCUAACUAUUAGCUAGCUAGCAUAACGUUAUAAGAAACCUGAAAUCUGUGAAGAAUGCAAUAACCAGGCAGGCCUAUUGUUUUGGGGUACUGGAGAUAGCGAAGAAAAUCCAUUGUUGUCAUUUCACAAGAGGACCUCAAGACUGAAAAUGUCCUUCUUCAAUUUCCGGAAAAUAUUUAAAUUGGGAGCUGAAAAGAAGAAAAAACAGUAUGACCACGUCCACCGAGACGUGAAUCCGGAGGAAAUCUGGGAGAUCAUCGGUGAACUUGGUGACGGUGCCUUUGGUAAAGUUUACAAGGCCCAAAACAAGCAGACUGGCAUUCAGGCUGCCGCCAAGGUGAUUGACACUAAAUCAGAGGAGGAGCUUGAGGACUACAUGGUGGAAAUCGACAUCUUGGCGUCAUGUGAUCACCAAAACAUUGUCAAGCUCUUGGAUGCCUUCUACUUUGAAAAUAAGCUCUGGAUCCUGAUUGAGUUCUGUGCUGGUGGUGCAGUGGACGCAGUGAUGCUGGAGCUGGAGCGUCCGCUGACGGAGCCUCAGAUCCGCGUGGUGUGUCGGCAGACGCUGGAGGCCCUCAUCUACCUCCACGACAACAAGGUCAUCCACCGCGACCUCAAGGCCGGCAACAUCCUCCUCACCCUGGAGGGGGACGUCAAGCUGGCGGACUUUGGCGUGUCAGCCAAAAACACUAAAACCUUCCAGAGGAGAGACUCCUUCAUUGGGACGCCCUACUGGAUGGCCCCGGAGGUGGUGAUGUGCGAGACGUCCAAGGACCGUCCGUACGACUACAAGGCGGACGUGUGGUCCCUGGGCAUCACGCUGAUCGAGCUGGCGCAGGUGGAGCCGCCCAACCACGAGAUGAACCCCAUGAGGGUGCUGCUCAAGAUCGCCAAGGCCGAGCCACCCACGCUCAUGCAGCCCUCCAAGUGGUCGCCGGAGUUCAGUGAUUUCCUCAGGCGAUGCCUGGAUAAGAAUGUGGACAACAGAUGGAGCCCAGUGCAGCUUCUUCAGCACCGAUUUGUGAGCAGCGUGUUGGACAACAGGCCACUCAGGGAGCUCAUCGCUGAGGCCAAGGCCGAGGUCUGGGAGGAGAUCGAGGAGUCCAAGGAGGAAGAGGAGGAGGAGGACCACGAUGCCCAGCUGGUGCUUCCUGGACACAAGCGCGCCUCGUCGGACGCCAGCGUGGCCAGCUCCGAGGACGAGAAGCUCUCCCAGUCCCCCUCCAUCCUCGAGUCCGUCCCCGAGAAGGCCGAGCCAGAUGUACCCGCCGCCGCCCCCGUCCCCGUCCCCGCCGCUGCCCCAGAACCCUCUACCCCUGCCCCUGUGCCCGCUGCCGGGGCGCCCCUCACGGACGUGCCCAAGGUCGAGGAGGAGGUCCCCGAGCCGGUGGAGAACCACAUCCAGGAGCCCGCUCCUGUAGAAGAGCCCUCUGUCAAGGUGGAGGAGAAUGCGGUGGAGAAGGAAGGAGAAGGUGUGGAGGAGGAGGAGAAGGAGGUGGUGGUGGAGAAGCCUGGCGUAGAGGAGCCAAAGGUAGAGGAGGCGCAGGAGGAGGAGGAGAAGGAGAAGGAGGCGAUCGCGGUCGUGGAGGAGGCCAAGCCGGAGCCCGAGGCAGUGGACUCCGCCGAAGUGAGCCCUGCGGCACCGGAGGAGAAGAUUCCGGAACCCGUGGCGGACAGCGAAAAGGAAGUGGACGAGGCCGCGGCCGAAGUCGAGAAGGAGCCCGAGGUGGAGGUGGCGCCGGUCGAGGCGGAGGUCGCGCAGCCAGAGACCACCGUCGUCGUAGAGACGCCAGCCUCGCCAGCCUCGCCAGCCCCCGUCGAGGUGCUCACGCCGCCAGAGUCGCCCGCCCAGAAGGUUCCGGAAGAGGAGAAGCCCGCGCUCCUGGCCGACAAGAGCACCACGCCCGUCAAGCCCCGCUACGAGCGCGAGAGGGACCGGGAGAAGGAGAAGGACAAGGACUCGGACUCAGGGAACGGCAGCGUGGACCUCAACCUGUCCAUCUCCAGCUUCAUGGCCAAGAACAAGGAGGCCAACUCUAUUAGCGUACAGGAGGCGAAAAGACAGAAGAAGACGCUGAAGAAGACUCGUAAGUUCAUGGUCGACGGCGUGGAGGUGAGCGUGACUACGUCGAAGAUCAUCACGGACAACGACACCAAGAAUGAGGAGAUGCGCUUCCUGAGGCGUCAGGAGCUGCGUGAGCUGCGUCUGCUGCAGAAGGAGGAGCAGAGGGCCCAGCAGCAGCUCAGCAACAAGCUGCAGCAGCAGCGCGAGCACAUCUACAGGCGCUUCGAGCAGGAGACAACGAGCAAGAAGCGGCAGUACGACCAGGAGGUGGAGAACCUGGAGCGCCAGCAGAAGCAGACCAUCGAGCGGCUGGAGCAGGAGCACACCAACCGGCUCCGCGACGAGGCCAAGCGCAUCAAGGCCGAGCAGGACAAGGAGAUGUCCAAGUACCAGAACAUGCUCAAGAACCGCAAGAAAGAGGAGCAGGAGUUCCUGCAGAAGCAGCAGCAGGAGCUGGACAGUGCCCUCAAGAAGAUCAUCCAGCAGCACAAGCACGAGCUGGCCACCAUCGAGAGGGACUGCCUCAACCACAAGCAGCAGCUCCUCAGAGCCCGCGAGGCGGCCAUGUGGGAGCUGGAAGAGCGCCACCUGCAGGAGAAGCACCAGCUGCACAAGCAGCAGCUGAAGGACCAGUACUUCAUGCAGAGACACCAGCUGCUCAAGAGGCACGAGAAGGAGAUGGAGCAGAUGCAGCGCUACAACCAGCGGCUGAUCGAGGAGAUGAAGAACAAGCAGACAGCCGAACGCGGCCGGCUGCCCAAGAUCCAGCGCAGCGAGGCCAAGACGCGCAUGGCCAUGUUCAAGAAGAGCCUGCGCAUCACUUCCUCCACCGUCUCCCCGGAGCAGGAGCGCGAGAAGAUCAAACAGUUUGCAGCACAGGAGGACAAGAGGCAGAAGAACGAGCGCCUGCAUCAACACCAGAAGCACGAGAACCAGAUGAGAGACCUGCAGCUGCAGUGUGAUGCCAACAUCAGGGAGCUGCAACAGCUCCAGAACGAGAAGUGCCACCUGCUGAUUGAGCAUGAGACCCAGAAGCUGAAGGAGCUGGAUGACGAGCACAGUCAGGAACUGAAGGAGUGGAGAGAGAAGCUGAGACCCCGCAAGAAGGCUCUGGAGGAGGAGUUUGCGCGUAAGCUGCAGGAGCAGGAGGUCUUCUUCAAGAUGACUGGCGAGUCGGAGUGUCUCAACCCCUCGGCACAGAGCCGCAUCUCCAAGUUCUACCCCAUCCCCAGCGUCCACUCCACGGGUUUCUAACGCUCUAACACACACACACACACACACACACACACACACUUGAGGGCAGCAAUGCACACUACAGGCUGCCACGGUUGUGGAGCUGCACCUCUUCUGCCUUGACCCCGACCCCUGUCCUCCACACCAGCUGUGAGGUGACGGAGGAAGGACCUACUCAUGAGGAUUUCACUAGUUGCCCCUGUGUUUGAUUCUCUCUCUUCCUUUAUCUCUCUCUCUCUCUCUCUCUCUCUCUCUCUCUCUGAAUCUCUCUUUCCCCAUUUUUCUUUUCCCUUUCCCUCACCCCGUUCAGUCUUUAUUUAUUUUUUUUAUUUUUUUUUUGAACUCACUAAACACACUCCCCACAUUCUGUUGACCGCAUUGGACUUCAGAAUGGUUAGCAAACUUCACUCUUCUUUCGUUUUUGACACAAAAAAAAAAAAACCUAGUGCCUAAACAAUGGUUUAAAUCGACCACUUUUUACUGGGUUGAUUGGUUUAUUGGAGAAAGUAAAUUGCUGCUGAAUUGUUGUCUUACUCCAGAAGGUUUUAUACACUACAGGGGAAUUAAACAACCCUAUAGGGAAUAUGUAGCAAUGCUUUAGCAAACGCAUCAUGUAGCCUCAGCUUAAAAUGCAAUAGUAAUUUUUGCCACAACCUCCUCCAAACACUCAACAGUAGCAGCUGAACCUGGUUAGAAUGUACCUUCAGACAGAAGCAAAUUGUGAGCACAAUUUGGAAGGUCAAAUAGAAUUGAAAGAAUGAAAUGAAAGAAAGAAAGAAAGAAAGAAAGAAAGAAAAGAGACAAAGGAAGAAAACAUUACAUUUUGUAGCCAUUUGACCCUACUUGUUGAACUAAUUGUUAAGCAAAUUCAGGAUGAAAAUGAUAUGGCACACUCUUGACAGUAGCACAAAGGAUGAAGACCUUUUUUUUUUUCUAAUUUCAAAACUAAAUAAAUAUAAAUCUUGAUGACAUCUGUUGAGGUCAUAAUCUUAAUCUAAACAGCAUAUCAUUUUGUAGUCCAUGUCCGUGGGACAAGAAUUCAGGCAAGAAUAAUAAUAAUAAUAAUAAUAAUAAUGAUAAUAAUACAAAUAAAUGCUGUCUGCUUGCUGUAGUGCCUUGGUUGAAUUCUGCUCCUGUUUAAAGAAGAAGGCCGGAGUUUGGCAUCCCCCAUGUGAAGGGUCCCUUACCUCAAGUGAGGACACUCGACUUGUCCUACUUAGCGAAUUUACUCAGCACACUUGUGUUUGUUUCAAUUUACGAUAAAAGAUAAAUGUGGUCAUACUCAAUGAAGGAUUGCAACUUUUUUUCCCUUUUUCCCCCCCGACAUAUCGAUAUGCAAGAAAUGUUUUACAGCCUGUUUUUUUGUUUGUCUGUCAGUCUGUUGGUUUUGCCUGUGGUUUGUAUUUUUGGACUUGUUUCAUUAUUGCUGCUGUCAUGAACCUGAGAAUUGUUUUUUAUUUUAUUUGUUUUUUUUGGUCAACACUACAAGCCCAUCAGCAGAAUACCAAUUAGCAUUCAUCACUACCAAAUACCCCAAUCAUAGGAAGCAUGCUUUUGAGUGUCUUUGUUUCUGUUUAUAAUCAGAAAAGUACUUAAGUGAUUUUUUUUUUUUUUUUUUUUUUUUUUUUUUAAAGCAAUGAAUAGUUUACUCUCCAUUUGUGUAGAAGUUACCAUGACUGUUUCAUGGACUUUAUUAUUAUUUUUUUAGAAGUUAAAUAAAUACCUUUUUUACAAUGUUAGUUCAGGUUGAUUCUGAUUACGUAUCACUACACAAGGACGACAAAUAUUUUCUCUUUUUUAUUAUUAUUAUUUUAUCAUCUCAAAACUACAAAUAUUGUUCUGGUAGAUAUGAAGUGUUUCUAAUUGAGAGGCGGUAUAAUCUCAUGAGUUUAUACGCUCUGUGGUAAUCAUUUUAAGUUACAUUUUAGCAAAAGCUUCUUUGGCUGUUUAUUUUCUUUUUUUUACACUACUCUGGAAGUACUUGCAUUUAACUUUUAUCCAAACCAUAAAUGCAAUGGAAAUGCAGGAACACUCCGGUAAGUGCAAGCACUUGUUUGAGUGACUCCUCUUAUGAGCCUAUGGUGUUAAUGUGAACUGCUACAACUACAGUCAAAUCGACGUAUACGAAGAUGUGCUGAGCACCUUUCUUUGGAGAUCUGAGGAUUUUUUUGCGAGUGGAUAUUUAAAGAAUUCUAUCUAGACAUAAGAUCAUGAGCAUUCUAGAAUUAUUUGGAUUGUUUUGUUGUUCUCCCAUAUAAACUUGCAUUUGAAAUGUAAGCGAAAUCACUUACUUUGUGCUAUUUUUCGUAAUUAUUCUGUUUUUGUUUUUUGUUUUCUUCUUCUUUAUUCUGACCCCAUGCAUUGCAAUGCCAGUCAUAGAAUUUGGAGAAACCUCCGGAUUGCAUUUUUAAGUACUGUCUGUAACAAUGUAAGACAUAAUGUAUUUGCAAAGAUCAGGUUGUUGUGGUUUUUGUUGAAGCCACAUAUGAUUUAGUGUAAUUAAAUUGUUUCCUGUACAUAAUAAAAGAUGUCAGCGUCUUUA
Messenger RNA from Sardina pilchardus (European sardine), 6438 nucleotides. RefSeq names its product STE20-like kinase b (gene slkb). Lineage: Eukaryota; Metazoa; Chordata; Actinopteri; Clupeiformes; Clupeidae. The record is from RefSeq and is a predicted model, not a curated record. The transcript is spliced from 18 exons. Gene Ontology annotation, biological process: protein phosphorylation. The coding region runs from base 747 to 3917 and encodes 1056 amino acids. Gene Ontology annotation, molecular function: protein serine/threonine kinase activity; ATP binding; protein binding.